Malurus melanocephalus (red-backed fairy wren) is the source of this 5670-nucleotide messenger RNA. RefSeq names its product tyrosine kinase with immunoglobulin like and EGF like domains 1 (gene TIE1). The record is from RefSeq and is a predicted model, not a curated record. The transcript is spliced from 23 exons. Gene Ontology annotation, molecular function: protein binding; ATP binding; transmembrane receptor protein tyrosine kinase activity. Gene Ontology annotation, cellular component: signaling receptor complex. Gene Ontology annotation, biological process: protein phosphorylation; positive regulation of kinase activity; cell surface receptor protein tyrosine kinase signaling pathway. The coding region runs from base 595 to 3969 and encodes 1124 amino acids. NCBI's taxonomy places the organism in Eukaryota, Metazoa, Chordata, Aves, Passeriformes, Maluridae.
GCCGCAUGGGAAACAGGAUUUGGCUCCGCCGCCGUCGCCAGCCACGGCCCCUUGGCCCCUUUCCUUUCCCUGCUCCAGAGAACCCUUCCCACAGCCAUCGGCCGCGGGGCUGCAGCGAGGGGAUGGGGAUGCCGCCGCCCGGGCGGGCUGGGGCGUGAGGCACUCUGAGCCUUGGACAAAAAGCWGGGUCGGGACACCUCCUGCCCGGGCUGGGGGCUCAGCAUGGCUCAGKACCCCCUGAGCAUGAAGCCCUAGCCCUGGAGGAGUGGGUGGGUGCCUUUCCCUGCAUGAGCAGCCACCAGGCAGGGGACCCCAGUGACCACUCGGCCAGCAAGCCCUGCUCCUGAGCCAGCAGGAACGGGGGCAUCUCUCUGUCUGUGCCCAGGCUAUGCACCAGAGGAGGUGGUCCCGGCUGCCCUGGAAGUCAAGCAGCAGCAUGGAGAAGAGAUGGAGGGCGCAGGCAGCGAGCAGGGGUCCUGAGCUGCCGCUCACGUGGAGCUUCUAGGCAGCCACAGCCUCCAGCUCUGAUCCCCRUAGCCGGGAAAUGCGGGGGAUUUUCUGACCUCUGCCAGAUUUGGAACAAGCUCCAAGGACAUGGGACUCCAGGUUUAUCUCCUACUUCUCUUCCCACGCCUGGCAGGGGCCAUCCUGGACAUCACCUUGAUCGCCAACGUGCAGAGCCUGUCCCACUCCGACUUCUUCCUCUCCUGCAUCGUGGGCGAGCGCGAUGUCAGCUACCUGCAGAUCGAGCGGGAAAACAAGAUCGUGAUGACRCACCCCAAAAUGGGCUUCCAAAACUACCGCAACCACAACAACCAAGUCCAGGCCAGGGGCUUCUCCAAGGCUGACCUGGUGGGGAUCCUCUACUGCCUGGCACGCACCCCGACAGAGCAGGCCCAGGUGGUCUAUGUGCACAACAGCCACAAUGCCCACCUCUUCCCGGUGAAGGCCACACAGUCUGUGAAUGUUGCCGAGGCAGCCACCUUCUCUGCCAGGAUCCUCAAGAGGAAGGAGACAGAUGUUAUGUGGAAAAGAAAUGGCACCUACUACCAGACCACGGACCGGGGGGAGGUACAGAAUGACCAUGUCACCCUGACACUCCCCAAUGUCAGUGUCAAUGAAAAUGGCGUCUACAGUGCCACGUUUAUGGGGGACAGCCCUCUGUGGAGUGCCUUCUACCGCCUCAUCGUGAGAGCCUGCCCUGCAAAGAAAUGGGGACCAUCCUGUGAGAAGGACUGUCCUGACUGUCUGAAUGGUGGCAUCUGCCAUGACCACGUUGGCGAAUGCAUCUGCCCUCCAGGGUUCAUGGGCACCCGCUGCGAGAGAGCCUGYCAGGAAGGCCAGUUUGGUCGCAACUGCCAGGAGACGUGCCAGGGAGCCCAAGGCUGCCAGGGGCUGAGCUUCUGCCUGYUGGACCCCUAUGGCUGCUCCUGUGCCUCGGGCUGGAGUGGCUCCCGCUGUGACCAAGCCUGUCCCCCAGGAUUCUAUGGCCCCGACUGUGCCCUGGAGUGCACCUGCCAAAAUGGAGGCAGCUGUAACCGCUUCAGUGGCUGUGUCUGUCCCGCAGGCUGGCAUGGGCAGCACUGUGAGAAGUCAGAACGGUUCCCCCAGAUCAUCCAACUGGCCUCAGAGCUGGAAUUCAAUGUGGGCUCAGAGCCCAUCGUCAGCUGCGUGGCCAUUGGCAACCCGCUGCCCACCAGGAACAGUGUGGAGCUGCGCAAGGCUGAUGGCACUGUGCUCAAGCUCAUCAAAACCAUCAUCGAGCCGAAGCAGAUCACCUGCGAGUUCGAGGUGCGGCACCUGACAAAGGCAGACACGGGGCUCUGGGAGUGCCGGGUCUCCACCACCGGGGGCCAGGAUAGCCGGAAAGUCAAGGUCAAUAUCCGAGUGCCACCAGUGCCCCUGAGCCCGCCUCGGCUCUUGGCCAAGCAGAGUCGCCAGCUUGUGGUGUCGCCCGUGGACUGCUUCUCUGGUGAUGGACCUAUCACCUCCAUCAAGCUCUUCUACAAGCCCAAGGAUGACAAUUCGGCGUGGUCAUCCAUUGUGGUUGACAACAGUGAGAACAUCACCCUCAUGAACCUCCGCCCAGUGACUGCCUACAUCGUCAAGGUGCAGCUGAGCCGGCCAGGGGCUGCUGGGGAGGGCAGCAAAGGGCCCGAAGCCAUCAUGGUGACCGACUGCCUUGAGCCCACAGUCAAGCCUGUGAUUGAAGGCUGGUCGAUAGAAGAGAAAAACAUGCUUCAUGUCAACUGGAAGUUGCCAAGUAACCACGAGCCAGCACAUGGGUUCAUUGUUCGCCUCUUUGACUCUGCAAGGCGGCUGGUCUCUGAGAAGAACAUCACCUCCAUCUCGGUGCUCUCUGCCCGCAUUGGGGGCCUGGAGUUUAACAAGGAAUACAGGCUGGAGGUGCUGGUGUACCACUGCACCAGCCUGGGGCCACCCUCUGACCCCUACAAGGUCAUGAUCAACAGCAAAGGGCCGUCCUCCCCGCAGUCGCUCUCAGCAGAGCCUGUGUCAGACACUGCUGUCAGGCUGUCCUGGCAGGUGCCCGAGUACCCCAACGGGGGCAUCACCAAAUACAUCGUGGAGCUGCAGCAGGUGGGGGGCACCAGUGAACCCCAGUGGAUCGACACCGAUAGCGGCGCCGAGACCACCAAGAUUGUUGGGGGCCUCAACGCCAGCACCAGCUACCAGUUUCGUGUCCGCGCCAACUCCCAUGUCCCAGGGGAAUGGAGCCAGCCUGUGAAAGCCAGGACCCUGGGGGACGGAGCGCUGAGYGUGCCGCCCAGCCUGGGCAGUCAGAGCACUGAGCAGGCAGGAACAGACCAGCAGCUGCUCUUGGCCAUUGUUGGCUCUGUGUCCGUCACUUGCUUCACCAUCCUCUUUGCUCUCCUGGCACUUUUCCUCAUCAAGAAGAACUUUUUCCACCGGCGCCGCACCUUUACGUACCAGUCUGGCUCGGGGGAAGAGACCAUCCUGCAGUUCAACUCGGGGACCCUGACCCUGACCCGCCGCCCCAAGCCACAGCCUGAGCCCCUCAGCUACCCCAUCCUGGAGUGGGAAGACAUCAAAUUUGAGGACAUGAUCGGGGAGGGCAACUUCGGGCAGGUAAUCAGGGCCAUGAUCAAAAAGGACGGCCUGAAAAUGAAUGCGGCUAUCAAGAUGCUGAAAGAGUUUGCUUCAGAGAAUGACCACCGUGACUUUGCUGGGGAGCUGGAGGUGCUGUGCAAACUGGGCCAUCACCCCAACAUCAUCAACUUGCUGGGUGCCUGCGAGAACAAGGGCUACCUGUACAUCGCCAUUGAGUACGCUCCAUAUGGAAACCUCCUUGACUUCCUCCGCAAAAGCCGAGUCUUGGAGACAGACCCAGCCUUUGCCAAGGAGCAUGGCACUGCCUCCACCCUCACAUCCCAGCAGCUCCUCCAGUUUGCUUCAGAUGUGGCCAAGGGGAUGCAGUACCUGAGUGAGAAGCAGUUCAUUCACAGGGACCUGGCAGCAAGAAACAUUCUGGUGGGAGAAAACCUGGCCUCCAAAAUUGCCGACUUUGGCCUCUCCAGAGGGGAGGAGGUCUAUGUGAAGAAGACAAUGGGCCGUUUGCCGGUUCGCUGGAUGGCCAUCGAGUCCCUCAACUACAGCGUGUACACCACCAAGAGCGAUGUGUGGUCAUUYGGUGUCCUGCUCUGGGAGAUCGUCAGCUUGGGGGGGACACCAUACUGYGGGAUGACAUGUGCCGAGCUCUAUGAGAAGCUGCCGCAGGGAUACCGCAUGGAGAAGCCGCGCAACUGCGAUGACGAGGUGUACGAGCUGAUGCGGCAGUGCUGGCGCGACCGCCCCUACGAGCGCCCUCCCUUCGCCCAGAUCUCCAUGCAGCUCAUCCGCAUGCUGGAGGCCAGGAAGGCCUAUGUGAACAUGGCCCUGUUUGAGAACUUCACCUACGCAGGGAUUGAUGCCACUGCCGAGGAGGCAUGAGGCUGUGCUGGCACCGCUCAGAGGGGCAAUGCUGGCCCCAGCCUGCUGGAACAGUGCUGUGGGGACAAGAGGCUGCUCAUCCUGCUCCAGGGCCAAGCAGCCAUGCCGGUGCCCCUUCCCAAAAGUGCCUUCCCCGCAGCAGGACAGUGCCUUCCCCUUCCUGGCAUGGUGCCACUCACCGACGGCACCACACUGCUGGAGGAUAUGCUGGGAUGGCCCCCAAGGACAAGCAGCAGCAGGGUGUUUGCAGCACAGCAGACAGGAGAGGGCCUCCCACAGGAGCCAGGGCCCUGUCUAAGCCCACGGACAAMAAUGCUCAAGCUCUGGGGCAGGAGGAGGAAACAGCAACACAGUAGCUGCCUGCCCCUCUAGCUCUCAGCGUGCUCUGGGCCUGAAGCAGUGCCAGGGGGCUGUGAGCAGCGCUGCCAGCAUAGGAUGGGGCCACCUCAGCACAUGCCAAGGGACAGUGUUGGCUCUACACGGCCUCCAGCUCUGCAGCAGCCCUUCGGAGGUGUCAGCUCUGCCUUAAGGACAAUAAAGAUCAUGCAACAGCCGGGUCCAGAGAGUGUUGAUGGGGAGCCAGCUCUGCCCUGCUGACAGCACUGGGGAACAGGAUGUGGGGGGCCAGUGAUCUGCUGCUGUAGUGGACACUCCUCAAAAUCCUGUUCUCCAGGAGCCUCAGGAAUGUCCCAGCAUCCCCAGACAAGUCCCAGGUCUCAUCAUGCCAUGGAGAUGGAUUUUCUUAGGAUCCAACUGGGAUCUCCUCCCACACACACAAUUUAAGACUUGGUUCCAUCCCCAAAGGGAUAUGGAGAACAGACUAUGUCCUUCUUCUGCACAGCUGCCUCUUGCAUGCUUGAAAAUCGUUCCUUCCCCUUGGUUGGCUGCUCUUCACAGGGAUGGCCCUGCUCCUCCUGCUGGGUCCUGUGGAGAUGGGCAGCUCCACACCCUUCCCACCCUGGCCAGCUGGCACCUCCCAGCACUGUGCCAAGCCAUCAGGUAGCUUCCCACAUCUGGCAAAGUGACGGCUGUGUUUGACCAGCCUGCUCCAAUGUGUGCUGCCAGGCUGAUCCUCACGUUCCCACCCCUAAAGGGUCACCUGGGCUCUGCACUGACACUCUGGCAGGAGCUCCUGUCCCAGGCUUUGGUUCCUCACCUGCACUGCUGCUGUUUGUUACCCUGACACUGGCUGGGCUUUCCCUCUGCUGGCUUCAGCUGGCUCAGCCCUGAACAUGCCAUCCAGCUGCCUGUCCAUCCAUCUUCUGCAGUCCCAUAAGCAGCAAGAGCAGCUCCUGCAGAGCCUGGUAUCCCAGCCAGAGACAGGGGCAUUUGCAUUGUCCUUCUGAGGGCAAGAGUCUUUUAUCCCUGGAAUAUCUUUGAACCCUGAAAAUUUCAUUCUGAUUUUCCAUUCUGGCCUCCAGUGCUCUUUGGCAUUAACUGCAGCUUAGCAACCAGCCUCUCUGUCCCAUCCCUGAGGUCCCAGUGAACCAGUGGUGGGGACUGGCCCUCACAAACAGCCUGACAUGUGCCACCACCUCUGCACCUCCUCUGCUCCCAGCUGGGAAYGGUGUCUAGAGUAGUCACCAGUCCUGCUCACACCAAGUGCUUUCUGCUUUUUAAGACAAAAUUUGUGUGUGGUUGAGGCUGGCUGCUCUUGUAGCCCUCGGUGUCUCUGCUGCUAUCCCCAGCUGCUGGGCAUGA